Pomacea canaliculata is the source of this 2636-nucleotide messenger RNA. Its product is annotated as deformed epidermal autoregulatory factor 1 homolog. The record is from RefSeq and is a predicted model, not a curated record. Gene Ontology annotation, biological process: positive regulation of transcription by RNA polymerase II. The coding region runs from base 209 to 1735 and encodes 508 amino acids. The transcript has 7 exons. Gene Ontology annotation, molecular function: RNA polymerase II cis-regulatory region sequence-specific DNA binding; DNA-binding transcription activator activity, RNA polymerase II-specific. Lineage: Eukaryota; Metazoa; Mollusca; Gastropoda; Architaenioglossa; Ampullariidae.
AUUUUCCGCCAUAUUUCGUGAAAGAACGGAAAUCUCCGUCAAUACUGUUAUUUUAAUAGCAAGUGACGCAAAAAAACACCUCUGUUUAGGACAAGAACGGCCAGAAAGUAAACAGAAUGUUACGAAUGAACAGGUUAAAGCGUAGGUAUUUACAUACUUGGCUGUCAUUCUAUGAAAACUUUAUUUAAACAAAGAAGUAGUCUCCGACAUGUCUGAAGUCGAUAUUUCCGAAGAGAUUCCGAAUGGUGACGAUUCUGCGUUCGUGGAAGAGCAGUCUCACGAAGCUGAAUGUGAUUCGGCUGCAGCAUCAAGAUCAGCGGCAACAGUUGUGGAGGCGGCACCACAAGACGCAAUUGCGGCAGAGCACGUUUUUGUUGCGACUCCACAGGGACUUCUUACUGCAGAGCAGUUUCAGGAAGCUACAGUUGCUGGAAUUAAAACAACGCAUAUCGUCAUUCACGAUCAGACAAUUGGGCAAUUAGAAGGACUAAAAACACCUACAACUCCCCUACCCCCUCCAACACCUGCAACCCCCUUGAGUAAAGAAAAGGGUUUUAAGUACAACUGGGAUGAUUCUGUCCACCAGUCUGUCUUGCCUGUUCGUUGCAAAACAACUAAUGGAGAACUUUACAAAGCAAAAUUUGGUUCAGGAGGCAGAGGAAAGUGUAUUAAAGGUAGUGAUGAGAUGUGGUACACACCAAAUGAGUUUGAAGCACUUGCUGGGCGAGCCAGCAGCAAAGACUGGAAACGCAGCAUCAGAUAUGGUGGUCGAACAUUACAGUGCUUAAUUGAAGAUGGAAUUCUUCAACCACAUGCUACUUCCUGUACUUGUGCUGCUUGCUGUGAUGAUGAUGCUGUUGUUAGUAAUAUCACAGGACCUGUGCGGUUGUUUGUGCCUUACAAACGAAGAAAAAAAGAUUCAGAAAGCGACAAUGCUCUUCCUUCUCCCAAGAAGCUUCGCACAGCUGCAAAGUCCCCAACAAUAACUGCCUCACCAAUGGCAAAAGAAGUUUUCUUUCCAGUGUCAGUGUCCCCUGUACCUUCAGCCCAAACAGCCUUUGUAACAUCAGCUCACAGGCCCUUGACAAUACAGAGUGAGAGUGGUGAGACAGUACACAUUGUUGCCACAGAUGCACAGGGAAAUCUAGUGACAGAUGCAGUUGUGAUGACACCACUGACACUAGCCCAGCCCCACAUCCAGGGCAUCAUCCAGCAACAGCAGCAACAGCAUGCCCAACAACACCAGCAGCAGAUACAACAACAGACCAUCAUUUCCAAGGCAGGUGCCACAGUUGUUUCUAUGGAUGUACUGGAGCAGAAACAGUGGUGGCACCUUGAAGAGAUGGCCAACAACCUUCUGCAGCAAGUCCAGCAGCUCAAAAUAAUGAUUGAACAAGUCAAACAACAGACUCUCAUCUCAAAGGAAGCAGUUGUUCAACAGACUCGGCAGCUGUGCGAGAAAGAGAAGAAUGAGGCUUUGAAUGCAGCACGCAUAGAGGCACAGAUGAACCUAUCACGUGUAGUUAUGGAUCAACGUGCACAAAAGGACAUUGCUGUGCAGCAAGCAUUGGCACAAGCUCGUGCCGAAAUGCAGGAGAAAAUGGACUCUGUGACUGUCAUUUCAGAUGACAAAGUGACCUACAAUGUGACAUGGAACACAAGUGGUUCUCAGCCUACAAUAACAACAAUCAUGGACACUGGAGUGGAAGAAGAUUCAGACAAAGAGAAGGAGUAAAAGCAGCUAAAAUAUGCUGUUUUUCUGUUGAAAAAUAAAAGUGAUGAUGCGCCCUUGAGAGUAUGAUUGGACUAGAUGGUCUGCUGUGGAGUUCAACAACAGAUUUCUGACUUGUUUUUUAUUUCCCAGAUCUCUUGAUCUUUGCAAUCGUGUCAAUGGAGAUCAGUUUUAAUGGCUGUUCACGAAAUUGUGAUUAUUUUCUGUUCAGUGCUAAAUUUUUUUAAGACUAAUGGGAUGCAAAUUUGUUUUGUAGUGAUUGAUUAAAGCUGUCAAAACAGAUAUCAAGAUUGCACAAAGAUACAUUCAUUUUUUUUUCAAGGUAUUAGCCAAUAGGAGAGCUGGAUCCAAAUGUUAAUUGGGUGUAUCUUUUGUACAAUGCUCUACCCAGGCAUCAGAAAAAAUAUCUUUUACUUGUGCAACUUAAAUAUUUCCAUCUUUUACUUGCUGCUCUUGAAAUUUCCACAAUUUAAAAUGGGAUGAAAUUUAUUAAGCCCUAUUAUUGAUUAGGCAAAAUCUUUCAUAAAAAUUGUCUGGAAAAUGUUCAGAUUUGAAUUUCGAAGUGUCUUCUACAAGUCAUAUAAAGUUGAAAUUUGAAGCCUGCAACCAUUCCUGCCAUAAUGCAAGUGUGCAUAAGCAGGAAAUGUCUGAUGGCAUGCUUGGAGAAAAAGACCCCAUUUUCCUAAAUUCUGCUUUUUUUCGCUGUCAUUUGCUCGGACAGCUUGUUGGGGAGUUAAGCAAAUAAUGUGUGCAUGGAUGUGCACAAGGGAGACAGUACUGUUACUAUUGUGCAAGACAUAAUGGUACAUUUUUGUUUUAAAAGAGGAUCUCUUACCUGCUGCCAUUGUGAUGUUGCAUGUAAAAUUAUGGUAAAAAAAAAUUUUCACUUGUUUGUGUAAAUCGG